CACGUGACCUUGGCUCCUCCGCUACGUCCGGUUUCCGGUUCCGGUCUUCUUCCUUUCCGCCUGCACGCGCUCUGUGGUGAACACGCGCUAGUCCGUUACUCUCCGCCAAGAUGCGUUACGUAGCUGCUUACCUUUUGGCCGCUCUCGGGGGUAAAGAGAACCCCACCGGCAGUGACAUCAAGAAGAUCCUGGAGAGCGUCGGCAUCGAGGCUGAUGAUACCCGCAUGGAGAAGGUCGUGUCAGAGCUCAGCGGCAAAUCAGUUGAGGAUGUGAUCGCUCAAGGUUACAGUAAAUUGGCCAGCGUGCCAGCUGGUGGCGCUGUUGCGGUGUCGGCGUCUGGUGCUUCCUCUGCUGGCGCUGCAGCUCCUGCAGCUGCAGCUGAGGAGAAGAAGGAGGAGAAGAAAGAGGAGUCUGAAGAAUCCGAUGAUGACAUGGGAUUCGGACUUUUCGACUAAACCCUGUAAUCAGGACCAAAAUAAAGUGUUUGUUAAAAAAGAAAAGAAA
This is a messenger RNA of Clarias gariepinus (North African catfish), 504 nucleotides long. It is a transcript of the gene rplp2b, whose product is annotated as ribosomal protein, large P2, like. The transcript has 5 exons. Gene Ontology annotation, biological process: cytoplasmic translational elongation. Lineage: Eukaryota; Metazoa; Chordata; Actinopteri; Siluriformes; Clariidae. Gene Ontology annotation, cellular component: ribosome; cytosolic large ribosomal subunit. The record is from RefSeq and is a predicted model, not a curated record. The coding region runs from base 111 to 455 and encodes 114 amino acids. Gene Ontology annotation, molecular function: structural constituent of ribosome.